GCUCCGGUGUGUUCCUGAAUGGCCACUGGACGUGGUCAGUUCUUUGUGAGUCUGAGGCAGGGGUUCGAGAGGACUCAGCCAGGUAGACAUGGACAUGGAGGAAACUGUGGAGGAAGCAAAAAGAGAAAAGCUGCGCGUGAUGGCCGCAGCAGGAGGGACAUUUGUAGGGCUGAGUGCUCCAAACCCCCGCCCCCACCUUCACCCUCUCAGGUAGUCUGUAGCCCCGCCCAAUCCUGGUCCCUGGAAAAUUACUUUAAAAGAUUACCACCCGAGAUCAUCCUGAAGAUUUUCUCCUAUUUGGAUGCGGCGUCUCUCUUCUGCGUUGGUUUUGUGAACCGACAGUUUCACGAGCUGGCAAAUGACAAUGUGAUGUGGUAUGAGUUAUACUCCUGCGAGAUCAGCAGGAGGAAAUGGAGGCCGAGGUUGCGCAAGAUGCCGGACUCUCUGAGCGCUGAUGUGCAGGAAGUCCCGGCGGCGGUGUGGAAGAAGCUGCUGUUCAGUGAAAUGGGCUUUCAUAAGGACGCAGUGUGGAAGAAGGAGCUGAGACACACGAACCCCAACACGGGCAUGCCGACGCAGACAGAGCAGGUCCUCAGGAGUCUGCGUGUCGUCUGGGAGAUCACGCUGACCCAUAAGGGAGGGAAGCAGAGCAUGUACGAGCCGUCUCAGGUCGCUUUCUCGGACUCGUCCGUCAUCGUGUGCUGGAGCGGCGGCGUGUGGCCGCAGAUUCACCACAUCUUUAGCAUGCAGCUCCAUGGAGUCCUGGGUUCCCCCUCAGCUGUGCCAGCCAAGCCGCAGUGGCGCUCUCUGAUCAGUAAGACGAUGGUGAGCUGGACCAGGAAGUGGAGAUGCAUUGGGAUGGACCGGCUGGUGAAAGUGAUGCAGCUUGGUGAAGGGAUCACGGUGGGAGUGUGGAGAGGCACGUGGAUAAUCGCCUUCAUCAUGGCCACCUUACACUUCCACAGACUGGUGGAGAGAAGUGUUCUCGGAUCACUCUUCUGCCCCUACAGGCCAGACGAGAUCAGCCCCCUGCACACUGACGUCCCCCCGGGAUUCCGGGCUCAUGGUUACACGGUGCUCGUGCUGCUUCACAACUCGGUGAGCCGCAUUAUGCACUGCCGUUUCUCACCAGUGCUCUGCACCAGAGACCAGUUCCACAGUCAGUGUGUGCAGCUCCGACCUGUGAACAGCAGCAUGUGUCAGAAACACACUCCCAUCUCGCGUAAGAUCAGCUUCCCCUGGAAGGCUGGAGAGCUGCAGGGAGACAUCAAGGACUGCUGUGUGAUGACGGUGUCGGUGCUGAACGAGGCUCAGACGCCGGUGUGGUGCAUCAGCUCGUGUGCUGCUCUCAGCCCCAAGCACUCCCACGUGGUGUGUAAGACGUACGACGGCGAGCAGUUUGUGCUGUGGUACGGAGACACGGACGGGAAGCUGAAGAUGACCCUGGUGUGGAUGCAGGAUCUGCAGAUGUACUUCCUGAUCGGCCUCCACAUCUGGAUCCACACGAAGAGGGUCAAGCCACGCCUCCACAAAGCCCUUCACAACAAAUUCUGACCCGUCUCCGAGUUAUAAACAAAUGUUCUGUUGAAGUGAUGUUAUGUCAACCUGGUGUAGGUGGAUUAGUUCGAAGAUUUGGUUUAUAGCUGGACUGAAGUCCACAGUUUUUGUUUGUUUGUUUGUUGGCUGCACGUUAAUUAAA
This is a messenger RNA of Neoarius graeffei (lesser salmon catfish), 1699 nucleotides long. RefSeq lists its product as uncharacterized. Bases 19 to 1554 code for a protein of 511 amino acids. The record is from RefSeq and is a predicted model, not a curated record. NCBI's taxonomy places the organism in Eukaryota, Metazoa, Chordata, Actinopteri, Siluriformes, Ariidae. Gene Ontology annotation, molecular function: protein binding. The transcript is spliced from 11 exons.